CAUUAAAUGUUUGACCACAGGCUGAACGGGCCAUGUAGCCGGUAGUUCUGUGAAUAAUACGUUAAGUGAACUGUGGAUGGGAUGGAUGCAGGUUUUCUAAGUCACUUCCCGUCAGUGACGUUUCCAUGGCCGUGUUUUUGUUGAGCAGGGCUGAGCUGAGGGGGUUUGGUUUGGUUUGGUUCGACUGACAGGCUGAAACUUGUAAGCAGACAGACCUCGAAGUUACUUGCUGUUGUGAGGCGCCACCCGGCCGGGUGCAAUGUCCUUUUGCUCCACAUGAGCUCGACUAUGUGGUACAUCAUGCAGAGUAUUCAGAGUAAAUACUCACUUUCGGAAAGGCUCAUCCGAACCAUUGCGGCCAUCCGCUCAUUUCCACACGACAAUGUGGAGGACCUUAUACGCAGGGGUGCGGACGUGAACAGAAUGCAUGGCACCCUGAAGCCCUUGCACUGUGCCUGCAUGGUGGCUGAUGCAGACUGUGUGGAGCUUUUGUUGGAGAAAGGUGCAGAGGUCAAUGCCUUGGACGGCUAUAACCGCACAGCUUUGCAUUACGCUGCAGAGAAGGAUGAGGGUUGCGUGGAGCUUCUGUUGGAAUAUGGAGCUCAUCCCAAUGCACUGGAUGGCAACAAGGACACCCCAUUGCACUGGGCUGCCUUCAAAGACAACCCUGAAUGUGUGCGUGCCCUGCUGGAGAGUGGUGCCUGCCCCAAUGCCCGUGACUACAACAAUGACACCCCGCUUAGCUGGGCAGCCAUGAAGGGCAACCUGGAGAGCGUGCGUGUGUUACUGGAGUACGGAGCCCAGGUUCACGUCACCAACCUCAAGGGCCAGACGCCCAUCUCUCGACUGGUGGCUCUACUGGCGCGGGGCCUGGGCACAGAGCAGGAGGAAGAGUGCCUGGAGCUUCUGUGCCGAGCCGCGGGGAAGUUUGAUAUCCGUAGGGCCGAUGGCUCCUUGCCCCGUGAGCUCAGCAAAGAUCCUCAGCUGCUGGCGCGUCUAACAAGCAUGGUGGCCCAGCCGCCUUUGUUGCGAGCCUUGGCUCGCUGCGCUGUUCGAAACAGCCUCGGAGUGCAGUAUCUCCCAACUGCUGUGAAACAGCUACCAUUGCCAGAGUCUGUCAAAGAGUAUGUACUCCUCAGAGACUGAGGACUGAGUAGAGGAGAGAACAGACUGCCUGUAAUGCAAGACAAUGAGGAGGUAGUUGUGUUUUUCUUUUAAUGCUAUCAGAACGCCACAGCCUGUUUGUCAAAAUCCUGUAUAAAUGAGAGAGUGAAUUUUGAAUUCUAAUUUUUAUACUGACAUAAGCUCAUUAGGGUUGGGUCCGUAGUGCAAGAUUUAAAUUUAAAGAGAUGUUGUUAUUGGCAGUUACAAGGCAGUUAUAAUCCAUUGAUACUUUCAGAAUAUUACAAAACUAACACUAAAUUCUCUCAAAAAAAUGUUGUAUAUACUUACAAUAUAAGAAUUUCUUAAUUUGUUGUGAAGUUUACCUUAUCAGCUGUUCCUGGAACUGUUCAUAAACAUCUUUGUUCCGCUCAGUACAGAGGUUUGAUUAUUUGAGACUUUUAGUUGACCGUUCCUUUGGCCAUUGUCUCUGCAAGACUUUUAAAAGAAAAAUAAUGCUUGAAUAAUUAUUUGUGUUCAUAUUAGACCAUUUUAGCAGUAGAGAUUGUAUUGUACAUCUUUUAUUUGGUGCUGGGGGUACAGGUUCAUGUGAUGUUUCGAGUCUGAAAAGGAAAAGGUUUUGAUGGGCAUUUUCAGUUUUAUUUUUUUGAGAGGUUGCAAAUCCUUCAGGUUUUUGGAACCGAUGAUGUUAAUGAUUAAUCUGAUUUAACACAGCAUGAUCAUUCCAAGUUUUGACUGUCCUUGACUAGGAUAUCUUAAAACAAGGAAUUUAAUGAGCUUGUACCCAGCUUAACUUCUGAGUCUUGAGUGAAACCUAAGUGGCUUUUUUUCUUCCUCUUAUCACUGUAGUCUAUGUUUGUACAGUGAUACAGCCUGUUUAGAAAUGAGUAAAUGUGAUGCUUAAAGCUGGAGAGUAAGAGUUUUCUGUGCAGCCACUGUGCACCCCCCCACCCUCAAAUUUCAACAAGUAAAGGCCUUUCUGCAUCACACAAGGUUUUUUUCCCCUUUUUGUGUGGAGGUUGAGUUCAUAGCUGGUGGCAAACAGUAGGUAAACUGCAGAUGUAAAGAGGAAUUCCACCAGUUUUUUAUGCUUUCAUACUUCAGUCAUUUUUUGUGUAAACAACAUCAUUUACAGUGGUUUGAAAUGCACCAUUCUAGAGAAAUGUAUUGGCGUAGAUUUCUUUGCAAUGCCGCUGAUGGAUUGACACAUCAGAAUCACAAAUAUAGCCAUUUUAUUGCUAUCCAAAACAAUUGGUGAACCUGCAUAUGAGUUUUUACAUGUUUUGCAUCUAAGAAAAUUGGUUUUGUUUGGCUACUUUUUGGGUACUUACGAUGUCCCUCUCUGCCAUCUCUUUCUACCUCUCUGCCAUGAAUGGAUUCAAAAUUAGGUGAAAACCUUAUCACAAAACAAUGUCUCAGGCAUCUAGCAGCAUAUUUAUAACAGUUUCAUCUAGGAACUUUCUGUGACAAAACUAGACCCAUUGAGCAUUUUGGAUGUCUGGUUCUAGUCACCACCACUGUGAAAAGUGCUGACUUGGUGAGGUUUUUUACAACAGUGCAUUUCACCUCAUACCACUCUGAAUGGCUUUGUUUACAUCUUAAUAAUUUAAUUAUGCAGAAAUGUUGAAAAAUCGGACUAAUUAACCUUUAGUGUUUGGUUUAUGUUCAGCUGUGCACCAGUAGGGGGCUCUAGACCAUAAGAUAUCUUUCUCACCAAGAGGCCUGCGGGAUUCCAGCAUGCGAUGACUUAUUUAUCAAGCAUACAUAGUGCUUCUGUAGGGUUUUUAUUUUUAGGGCUUUAAUUAGACCCCCAAAUGGUGGAAACAAGAUCAGUAGAUGAUUUAGCAUCAGUUUUAAAAUGAAAGCAGAAUUUUUUUAGGUAGCCUGAUAACUUAAGCCAAAAGUCAAGAAGGUACAAUUGCCUUGCAAGUAGAGAAUGUAGCUGAUUUGUAGAUGCUUUUGUGUGUAUUUUAUUUUUCCAAAUGUGUUUCAAUUGUUUUUCCCACAUUUAAACCACACAUCUGGAUGUAUAUAGAAGGAUGUGCUAUCAUAGAUUUGAAAGACACGUUCAGUAGGGCUAGAGGUUUUUUUUAUCAUUCUAUUUUAGCCACUUGACUAAGUACAGGACGUCCUUUUUAAAGAGAACGAAAAAUUGCUCAGGAAGGAAACAACACUAGGACGAAAUAAAGGGCCCUCUCUCAAUUAA
Messenger RNA from Colossoma macropomum (tambaqui), 3328 nucleotides. RefSeq names its product ankyrin repeat and SOCS box containing 8 (gene asb8). Gene Ontology annotation, molecular function: protein binding. Bases 277 to 1146 code for a protein of 289 amino acids. The record is from RefSeq and is a predicted model, not a curated record. The transcript has 4 exons. NCBI's taxonomy places the organism in Eukaryota, Metazoa, Chordata, Actinopteri, Characiformes, Serrasalmidae.